This is a messenger RNA of Cimex lectularius (bed bug), 6408 nucleotides long. It is a transcript of the gene PKD, whose product is annotated as serine/threonine-protein kinase D1. The transcript has 15 exons. Gene Ontology annotation, molecular function: ATP binding; protein serine/threonine kinase activity. Gene Ontology annotation, biological process: protein phosphorylation. NCBI's taxonomy places the organism in Eukaryota, Metazoa, Arthropoda, Insecta, Hemiptera, Cimicidae. Bases 345 to 2711 code for a protein of 788 amino acids. The record is from RefSeq and is a predicted model, not a curated record.
GUCAAAAUCCGUGACCCCGAAAAUAUUUGUUUCUUGGUUCUUGUUCUUACUCAGUUUCCUUCCCUCGUCCGCGGUUCACUUUAUUUUCAUUUGUGUUUUUCGCGUGUGCUACGAGAUCAGAUUGUUUGAGCCCGCUUCCUUUUUAUUUCAAAUUAUUCAUCCACUGAGCCCUUCCUCCUCGUUGACUUCUCUCGCCUUCCGGCUAGUUUUCACAUUUGGAGCGUUUAUUUUGUUUUUAUUUCAGCUGCCAGCUACCUGUUAACAUUCAUGAAAUCCGCCCUCUGAGCAUUAAUGUUCACGGUCCAAACAGGAAAUCGUUUUAUUAUUAAAUUUCAACAAUUAAUAUGAAUUCUCGAGAAAUCACGUUCAUAUUCCAAUUUGGCCUUAUACGAGACACUGUUACUGUCGAUACAUCGAAUUUAACUCUGAAAGUUCUCAAGGAACAUGCCUGUGAAUUUAUCAAUGCAAAGUGUCCCGAACACGGUGUUAACAGACUUAAUGAAAGGAUCCUUUUAUUCAGACAUGACUAUUCGAUCCCAAAUAUUUUACAAAUUAUCAACUGUGCUUCCGAUGUAAUUGAUGAAACUCUUGUUGAAAUUGUGCUUACAGCUCAAUGUUUAGUGGAGGAACAGCCAAUUAGACCACAUGCUCUUACUGUUCAUUCUUAUAAAACACCGACAUUUUGUGACUUCUGCGGUGAAAUGUUGUUUGGCUUGGUUCGCCAGGGGCUCAAAUGCGAAGGUUGUGGGCUGAAUUUCCAUAAAAGAUGUGUCGUACGAAUACCGAAUAAUUGUUCAAGAAGUUGUAUUGAGUCAAGAAAUAGGACCUCUUCAACAUUACAUGUUCCUCGCAGUGCUUCUGAGACAGGUUCCACUUCUUCCUUGUCAUCAGCAGCAGAUGAUUCAUUUAUGUCGAAUAAACCUGGCUCUGGAAAAACGAGCCGAUCCCCGUCUCUUAAUUCUAGAAGCACUUGGAACGACAAAGAAAAUAACGCGCAAAUUAAAAUCCCUCACACAUUUGUACUGCACAGUUACACGAGGCCGACUAUUUGCCAAAUUUGCAAAAAAUUACUCAAAGGACUGUUCAAACAAGGAGUACAAUGUAAAGAUUGCCACAUAAAUGUUCACAAAAAAUGUACUGAUAAAGUUGCCAAAGAUUGUACUGGUGAGAAUAAUCAACAAGGCGGUGAUUAUUCAGAUAGUGGAAUUAUUUCUGACAGUGGAAGGGAUGUUACUGAUGAAGAUAGCGAUAAUGAAAGAAAGUCACCCCUUUCAGAGUUAAUCACUGUCGAAAUCGGUGAUCACAAUGAAAACCCAGCUUUCCGAGAUCAAAUCGAUGGAAAUCAACAAUCUUCAUCUAGCAAUAAUAUCCCUCUAAUGAGAAUCGUUCAGUCAAUUAAGCACACCAAGCGCCGAGGUUCAAAAGUAAUUAAAGAAGGCUGGUUGGUCCAUUCUACAAACAAAGACUCUGGUAAAAAACGACACUAUUGGAGACUGGAUUCAAAGUCAAUUACUUUGUUUCAAAGCGAUACUGGAUCUAAGUAUUAUAAGGAGAUUCCUCUUGUUGAAAUAUUAGCGAUAAGUCCUGCUAAAAAGUGUGGUGAUCUUUUGCCAGAUCCUAAACAUUGUUUCGAAAUUAAAACAUCACAGGUCGACUAUUAUGUUGGUGAAGAGAUGAAUUACAGUUCUAAUGGAGACUGUGGAUCUCAUAUGGCAAAAUCAUGGGAAACUGCAAUUAGACAUGCUUUAAUGCCAGUUACUCCACCACCCUCAACAUCAGAAAAUGAGUCUGAAGAUCGUAUUACAGACAUGACUCAGCUUUAUCAGAUAUUCCCUGAUGAGGUGUUAGGCUCUGGACAGUUUGGCAUAGUCUAUGGCGGAAUUCACAGGAAAACGUCAAGGUCUGUAGCUGUUAAGGUUAUUGAUAAGCUGAGAUUUCCAACAAAACAAGAAGCUCAGUUGAAAAAUGAGGUUGCAAUUUUACAAAACCUGUCACAUCAAGGUGUUGUUAAUCUUGAGUGCAUGUUUGAAACGCCUGACAGAAUUUUUGUUAUUAUGGAGAAACUCAAAGGUGACAUGCUUGAAAUGAUUUUGUCCAGUGAACGUGCUCGACUGUCAGAAAGAAUAACUAAAUUUCUUAUAACACAAAUUUUAGUUGCAUUGAAACAUCUGCAUAGCAAAAACAUCGUUCAUUGUGAUCUCAAGCCUGAAAAUGUUUUGCUAAGUUCCAACUCUGAUUUUCCACAAGUGAAGCUUUGUGAUUUCGGCUUCGCUCGUAUAAUCGGCGAGAAAUCAUUUCGCCGUUCUGUCGUCGGUACACCGGCUUAUUUAGCGCCCGAAGUGUUGAGGAACAAAGGUUACAACCGGUCACUCGACAUGUGGAGUGUCGGUGUUAUAGUUUAUGUCUCAUUAAGUGGCACGUUUCCAUUCAAUGAAGAUGAAGACAUAAAUGACCAAAUUCAAAACGCCGCGUUCAUGUAUCCCCCACAUCCUUGGAAGGAGAUAUCGGCUGAAGCUCGAGAUCUGAUUAAUAAUUUGCUUCAAGUGAAACAAAGAAAACGAUUCACCGUAGACAAAUCCCUUUCGCAUAUUUGGCUGCAGCAUUAUGAAACGUGGUGUGAUUUAAGAACUUUAGAAAAAGCCACAGGAUGUCGAUAUCUCACUCAUGAGUCUGAUGAUGCUCGCUGGGCUACUUUCAGAGAUGAGCUGUAGUAUUAAAAAAAAAUAAUAAUGAAAUUUCCAUUAGUUUAUAUCACUAAAAUGGCUACUACAUAUGUACACACACACACACACACACACACACACAAAAUAAUUUGACUCAUAAGUUAUAUGAUCAGUCUAGAAUCAUUAAUUUUUGGAUAAUUUUUUUAAAAGAAAUUACUUGUUGAUAUUUGUUAUAAUUUUUGAUACAAUUAAAAGAACAAAUUAUGUAUUGGUUAAAAAGGGGGGUGGAAAUGUACGAACUACAUCGCUUUAAUUUUUUUUAUUUUUUGACGUACAACAGUAAACAAAAUUUAUUUUUAUUAAUCAAAAUACAAUUUGUCUGCUUACUAUUUAUUUCAAAAAUUGAUUGAUAAAAACUCAUGAAAUUAACAAGUUGACUGCAUCCUAUGCUUGACUAGUUUGGUUGCUCACAGCGGAACCCAAUUUAUAUAAAAUAGCUCUCUGAUACUUAAAAAUAAUGUAAAUUAUUUAUUUGUUGUACUGUAAAUUAUUAGUUUUUAUGUUAUGUUUAUUAGUGAUAAAAAUUAUAUGUAGUAAGAGUUGCAUCCCCCGCCGCAUUAAGUAAAUGAAGUAGAUCACCCGCAGAGCGUUUGUUCCAUUUGGGUUUGCAAUUGAAUAAAAGUCAUUUCUACUCCUUUUAAACAAUGGAUACUCAUUACAAAAUAAAAGUUGAAUAAUUUAUUUUGAAACCUUUUAGAAAGGUGAUUAUGUUAAAAAAAAAAAAAACCUAUAUUCUUGUAUACUAUUUUAAAUAUCAGGAUGUGCAUUUGGCUCGAAGGUUUGACGAUUAGGGUUCACAACUUUGACAGAAUAUUCUAAAACUAUCAAAAUCGCUGGUUUCAGCUUGUAAUGUUAUUUUCUUUUUUCCUCUCUUACAACUAAAAAGCAGGAAAGAGAGAUGAAUCUUUAAAAAAUGUUGAUUUAAAUAAAAUAUUUAACAUUGUCAGUGCAAAUGCCCAGUACAGAAUCUAAAUAUAGACAUAUCUGUAUAAAAUUUUUUUAUGGAUUAUGUUAGUUUUACAGUGAAUCCUAUGAAAUAUUGAAUACUGGUUACUUGUUAAGUAUUCAACUUUUUAUUUAUUUAUUAUUUUUUAUCAAUGUUUGAACCGUUUGCAUUGCAUUUAAAUGAACAUGGAUUAUCAAUUCGAUAAUGCAAAUUUUGUGAUAUCGACAUAGUGAACUUAGUAUUAAAAGUAUAGUUAAACGAUUAAUUAAUUAUUGACUGAAGUAUUACAGUAUGAGAGCUUUGUCUCGUACAAUAUCUUCCCAUCUGACUUGUAACAUCAUGAAAUUAAACUUCCUCUCUGUUAAACUGUGCCAAAAAUGAAGACUUGUUCAGAAUAAAAGUGGGCUUAAAAUAACAUUAUGUUCAUUAUGUGUACUGUCACGAAAUUAAAGGGAAAUAUUGUAACAAACCCUCCUUCCAGUGACAAAAAAAAUAAUAAUAAUACUCAAUGUGCAUUUAUGUAAAUUAUGUAGGGAAAAGGGAUUUGGCAGACUUCAUUUAAACUUGAUCAAAAAGUAACUGAACAGUUUUAAAGUUCAACUCGAUAAAACAUUGAUUGUGAAAUUUCUCCGCGUUAUCUGCGGGUUGAUGAACCUGAAAUUUUGGUCAUUACCGAUCCUCCUGUGGAGGCGUAUCGCUAUUUCUGCAUUUUGCCAUCUUCAUUGUGUCACAAACCAGUUAGUCUAGGUCAAAACUGUAUAAAUAGUUUGUACAAAGUGGGUUCGAAUCCCACUCGUAACACUACCUUUUUCAUUUCAACCAAGACCUUAAUAAAAUGUAUGAUUAAUAAAGAUUAGAAUUGGGUUCCUCCUGAGGUGUGCAGAGGGAUUAAUCUGUAAUUUGAGCCUUACCAAUUGGUAUGUUUUAAGUUACCAUUGACACACUGAAGAUGGUGGCUGAAAUGCACUUGACAGACCAAUUCAAUGAGGAUAAGCUGGCCAAAAUGAUCAUUAACAACCAAAUUUCAUUAUUAUUGUUGUUCAUUGUUCUGUAACUUAUUUUUUAAAUUAUAGGGUGUAAUGCGAAAGUUUUCCUUGCUCGAUCAUAUUGGUACCCCUUCAGAAUUUUUAUUAGUCCAAACUUAAGGAAUUUUCGAGCUAAACAAAAUUUCACAAGUUUGUAGUCAUUUCUGCUCUAUUACAAAAUUGAGAUGAAAGAUAGAAUUCAGUUUCAUUUUCUGUCUUCAGUUUGUCAAGUUCUUUUUAAAGUUACGGAUGACACACUGAAGAUGGUGGCUGAAACGCACCUUACAGACCCACCCAGCAAAGAUAAGCUGGUCAAAAUGAUGGUUAAGGACCAAAUUUCAUUAUUAUUGAUAUCCAUUGUUCUGUAAUUUAGUUUUUAAAUUAGGGAAUAAUUCAAAAGUCUUCCUUUACUCCAAAAUAACAGAUUUCUACGAUGAUCAGCCUCGAUCCAAACUACUUUCAAUGAUUCAUGUACUCUUAGAUUACGGGAUGUGAUUUCGCGCUUUAAUAUGUCAAGUAGUACACAUUAAUAUAGCCAAUAAACAGAGACUUUGUAAAUGAAAAAUUUAAAAUCAAAAUAAAAUUUACAUUUUCAGUUUGGAAGGGGGAGGCAAAAAAUUUGAUCCAGUAACAGUACUUUAAUCUAUUCUAUUGAGUAUUAUCACAAUAAUUACAACAAAAAGGCGUUUAUUUAUAUUGAACUAUUAAAAUACAAAACAAUGUGCAAUAUAUUAUAUGUAUGUGUAUAUGUGAAUAAAUAUAUAAUAAUUUAAUAUAAGACAAAGUUAAUAGAUUGAGAUUAUAUUUACUGUGAAUACUACAAACAAUGAAUUAGCAUAAGAAAGGUAGUUGGUAAUGUUAUUCCUAUUUGAAGAAAAAUAAGUAAUUAUAUUAUUUUUGUUUAUUUACAAAUUUGCUUUGCUGUAUUAAAAUGUCUACCAAAAUGAAUAUGUUCAUGAAAUGAUAGAUAUAUUUUUUAAAUUGACGUCAGUGUUUUAAAAUUGUGUUUUUAAUUUUAUCUAAUUGAAUGUGGUACUGUUUGUAUACAAAUUUUUCUUUGGGGUCACAAAUGAUUUUUGGUCUUUGUAGAAAAAAGUUCUAACUAGUGUUUUCAAACGUGUUAUCACCCACAAAACUGUUUAAUAUCAGCAGUUUAACAUUUGCAUACCAGGCAUGUUUUCUAAUUUUGAAUCACCCUAAAAGAAGAAAUUGUGGCCAAUCUCAUAUCCGUAAAUUCCUUGAGAUAAACUUUACCCAUUUGAUUUGUACGUCACAUCAUGUAUAAAAGGCAGACCACAAAAUCUUUUGGUUCAUUCUAUCAAACAAGUUGUAAAAUGUGUCCUGGUACUGUAUAAAUACGGUGCUUUGUAACAUUGAAAAAAUAUACAUUCAAAGUCUGAGAAUAAAAAUAACAUUGUGAUUAGUAGAUGAAAGAGGUAGAAAAAUCUACACGGUUUAAUUCAACCUUUUUUCAAAUUAUUAGGAUUUUUGUCUUUAUUUUUUCUUUUUAUUCGACAAACAUUCCAUAAUUUUCAGUAUUUUCUUGUUUUUCCUACCACCAAUUAUGGGGGGGGGGAGUAUUAAUUAAAAUGAGUUUUCAAUGAUGUUCCAAUUCUUUGUAUGGUUGUAUUUCAAGGUUGUGUAUGUCAUUUGAAAGACCAGAAACACUGGCUCUAGAGAUCAUUAAUAGGAAUGUUAUAGUAGUUAAAAAAAA